Molecule: messenger RNA, 1386 nt
Organism: Diaporthe citri
Lineage: Eukaryota; Fungi; Ascomycota; Sordariomycetes; Diaporthales; Diaporthaceae
Exons: 3
Coding region: 1-1386 (461 amino acids)
Biological process (GO): monoatomic cation transport; transmembrane transport
Cellular component (GO): membrane
Molecular function (GO): monoatomic cation transmembrane transporter activity
Source: RefSeq, a predicted model, not a curated record
AUGGUCGGAAGACAUGGUCUGAAUGCCUUCGGAAGCGGCAAGCCCAGCACAAGCUCUGGGGUCAGCACCAAACCCAGCACCGGCACCUUCCGACACGGUGGAAAUCCGUACAAGCCCAAACCAGCCAUCUUCCGUUUCCAGGACGGGGCAAACCACGCACUGGAGGAUGAGAGGAGGAACCAGCUCAAGCACAAGCUCAUAGACUCGGUCAAGGGCGACGAGCUCGAGAAGUUCCGCAAGACAGAUGACCAGCUCAAGGCCAUCAAGGACAAGAAGAUCAGGCAUUUCUACGAAGACCAGAACGAGACCCUGGACGACUGGCUCGAAAUCGACUCGGUCGUCCGCAGCAUCGCAGACGAUAUCCUCGAGUCUUUCGACCCCGACAGAGACCAUGACGGGCACCGGGAACACGCCGGCAAUCUGCAGCUGCAGAACGAAGACGUCGAGGCAUUCCUCCCGCAGCAGGAAAUCGACCACCGCAGGAAGGCCGAGAGAAACGCCCGAAGGGCCAUCAACGUUAACGUGGUCGCCAACAUCCUGCUGCUGGCCGCCAAAGUAACGGCCUGCUUCUUCUCCUCAUCGCUGUCCCUCAUCGCCUCGACCGUUGACUCGGCCCUGGAUUUACUUUGUACCAUCAUCGUCUGGACCACCAACCGGCUGGUGCAGUGGCGUCUCACUGCUCUCCAGCGACGGUUCCCUGUCGGCCGCAGAAGGCUCGAGCCGCUCGGAAUCUUGGUCUUCUCUAUCUUCAUGAUCCUGUCCUUUGCACAGAUCCUGCAGGAGUCGGUCGAGAAGCUCAUGCCUUCAGGUGACCACACAACCGUUAACCUCGGAGUGCUCGCAAUGGCAGCCAUGAUAGCAACCAUCGUGAUCAAGGGCAUAAUCUGGUUUGGGUGCAUCAAGGUGAAAACAACGCAGGUCCAGGCCUUGGCACAAGACUGCAAGACAGACGUCUAUUUCAACGUCCUGUCGCUCUUGUUCCCCCUGAUAGGAAAGCAGGUCGACGUCUGGUGGCUCGACCCCACUGGCGCCGCCAUCCUGUCUCUCUUCAUCAUCUGGGACUGGGCCGGUACCGCCUUCGAAAACGUCACGCGGCUGAGUGGCUCCGCGGUCGACGACAGGCUGUUCCGGAAGCUCAUAUUCCUCGCGUGGCGGUUCGCACCAAUCGUUGAAGGCUUCAAGAAUGUGCAGGCUUACCAUGCCGGUGAUGGCGUCUGGGUUGAGGUGGACAUUCUCUUGGAUCACCGCACACCUCUCAUGAGAUCCCACGAUAUCGCCGAAACACUACAGUACUGCCUUGAGGGCCUACCCGAGGUCGAUCGCGCAUUUGUGACGACCGAUUACGCCGAGUCAGGCCCGACUGGACACAGUUCCAACCAAUGCUGA